GCGCUCGGCUCCCGCGCGCUUCGGCCCCAACCAACCGCGAACUGGAGCUGCUCGGUGUGCGAGCUGGGACAGGUCCCCAGGCUCGGGGGGAACCCGAGUGGCCUCCGAGGCCUGACACCGAGUCCCGGCCUCCCCAGCGACGCCAGCAGACCCGGGCGCCCGCAGUGGGAUGUGGUCCAGCCUCAACGAAUGGUUCUGGCAGGACAGGUUCUGGCUCCCACCCAACAACACGUGGGCUGUCCUGGAGGACCGGGAUGGCCUGGUCUUUGCUCACCCCCGGGACUUGCUGGCAGCCCUGCCCCUGGCGCUGGCCCUGGUGGUCAUGCGCUUCACCUUCGAGAGAUUUGUUGGCCUGCCCCUGAGCCGGUUGCUAGGUGUGCGAGAUCAGGCCAGGAAGCCGGUGAAGCCCAAUGCCACUCUGGAGAAAUACUUCCUCACGAAAGGGUGGAAGCCCAAGGAGCCCCAGAUGGCCCUCCUCGCUGCCCAGUGCGGCCUGACGCUGCAGCAGACCCAGCGCUGGUUCCGGAGGCGCCGGAAUCAGGACCGGCCCUGCCUGACCAAGAAGUUCUGUGAGGCCAGCUGGAGGUUUAGCUUCUACGCCUGCGCCUUCUUUGGUGGCCUGUCGAUCCUCUACCACGAGUCGUGGCUGUGGAUGCCGGAAAUGUGCUGGGACAAUUACCCGCUUCAGCCCCUGAAACCGGCCCUGUACUAUUGGUACCUCCUGGAACUGAGCUUCUACAUCUCGCUGCUGAUGACGCUGCCCUUUGAUGUCAGGCGCAAGGACUUCAAGGAGCAGGUGGCGCACCACUUCGUGACCAUCAUCCUGAUCAGCUUCUCCUACAGCUCCAACCUGCUGCGCAUCGGCUCCCUGGUGCUGCUGCUGCACGACGCCUCCGACUACCUCCUGGAGGCCGGUAAGAUGUUCAAUUACACGCCCUGGAGGAAGGUGUGCGACACCCUCUUCAUCGUCUUCUCCUUGGUCUUCUUCUAUACUCGCCUCGUGCUCUUCCCUACGCGGAUCCUCUACACCACGUACUACGACUCCAUUGCCCAGUGGGACACCUUCUUCGGCUACUACUUCUGCAACACUCUCCUGAUGGCGCUGCAGCUGCUGCACGUGUUCUGGUCUUGCCUCAUCCUUCGCAUGAUCUACAGCUUCGUGAAGAAGGGCCGGAUGGAGAAGGAUGUCCGCAGCGACGUGGAGGAGUCCGACUCGAGCGACGGCGAGGUGGCCCAGGAGCACCUGCUGCUGAAGAACGGCGCUGCUCACAGGCCCGGCGCGGCCCCCGCAGACGGUCCCCGGAGCCGGCUGGUGGGGCGGGUGGCCAACGGGCACACUGCGACCACAUAG
Canis lupus familiaris (dog) is the source of this 1351-nucleotide messenger RNA. It is a transcript of the gene CERS4, whose product is annotated as ceramide synthase 4. The transcript is spliced from 11 exons. Gene Ontology annotation, molecular function: sphingosine N-acyltransferase activity; DNA binding. The coding region runs from base 170 to 1351 and encodes 393 amino acids. Gene Ontology annotation, biological process: ceramide biosynthetic process. Gene Ontology annotation, cellular component: membrane. Lineage: Eukaryota; Metazoa; Chordata; Mammalia; Carnivora; Canidae. The record is from RefSeq and is a predicted model, not a curated record.